Geodia barretti is the source of this 451-nucleotide messenger RNA. Lineage: Eukaryota; Metazoa; Porifera; Demospongiae; Tetractinellida; Geodiidae. The record is from the annotation of a GenBank genome assembly.
GAAUAACCACAGAUGUCAUAGCACACAAAACACGUAAGGAAGUAGGAGAUGGACUACUUCAAGGACUCUGUAGACAUGAUAAGGAUGCCUGAAUGAACUGUUGCCCUGGCAUGUGACCAAUGAAUCUGUGUUGUUGGUUCUAUGGGAGUGAUAACUGGAGGGUUUUGAGUCCUGCUGUAGAGGAGUCAAUUUGCCGUCUGUGUGUGUGUGCAGUAUUGUCUAUAGCUUUUCUGAUUCCCAUGGAAAACAGCUUUCAUUAUGUGUGUCAAUGUACAACAAGCAUGGCAAAGGGUUAUGUUUUGUGUACAGGGGAGAUGCUUGAAGGUGGCGACAACAGAGGUGUGCAGACUGGUGAAUCAUGCUAGGGGUAGGGUGUGCAUGACCGAUAGAAUGAUACCCUGGGUACCGUAGCGGAUCUCUAUACCACUCCGACCUGUCUCGUUCACUAGUG